This is a messenger RNA of Fopius arisanus, 4884 nucleotides long. RefSeq names its product chloride channel protein 2 (gene ClC-a). Gene Ontology annotation, cellular component: plasma membrane. Lineage: Eukaryota; Metazoa; Arthropoda; Insecta; Hymenoptera; Braconidae. Gene Ontology annotation, molecular function: voltage-gated chloride channel activity. Gene Ontology annotation, biological process: transmembrane transport; chloride transport. The record is from RefSeq and is a predicted model, not a curated record. The coding region runs from base 866 to 3748 and encodes 960 amino acids. The transcript is spliced from 7 exons.
AGUGCAGCUCAUUGAAGACAAAAAAUAUAUCAUUGGGUCCUUAUCAGUCAGAGUCUGACUAAAGUCUCUCUGCCCCUUCCACAUGAAAAAAAAUGAAAAUCAUUUCCUCAAUAUCGUCACACCAUCGACAGGAGGGGGUAAUGUGGAAGGUAAAUAUCAUAGUAGAGAGUGAUCUCAGUAUCAUGGCAAUUUUCGAUAUUCUUGUAAACGACUCAAGCAAAUCACAGUCUGUUUAUUCAUUCACCUAUCAGUCGACUCACGACCGUCUCGUCGUACAGACGUUGCGCGUCUUGACGCCCUCGCGUCAUCAAUACAUCAAUUGUCAAUUAAUACUUAAUGGAUAGACGACAUUGACACUAGGUCCUCAUAAAAAACCACUCGACAAGCGAUAGUACACAUUUUUUAUUCAUUAAGAAAACAAAUUAAAAGAAAAAAAACAAACAUAAAUCAAUCGAUCGUUAAUCCUCAAGUUUUCAUCUACAACUCAUCGAGGAAGUGGAAUUCUAUUUGACGGCCACAUGUGCCAAUCGAUAUUUUAAUAAUGUGAAGACUAUGAAAUUUUAUUUACGACUUUGUACGAGUUUAUUCAUGUAACCAGACGUUUUUGAGGAAUUCUCUUGGGUAUUUGUCGAUGAGAGAAAUUGAUAUGUGCAGUACAUGUGACGUAAAUGAUCGAAAAAAAAAUUUUUCAAGGAGCGGAUAAGACGUCUGAACGAUAAGACGUAUUCCAGUUUUGUAUACGUUUUUGAAGAGUAAAUUGGAGACUUUAAAUUUUCCUUGACAACGCGCAUCUCGUGAACAUUCCAGAAUGCAGAACUGUGAUAAUUUGAUUUGAGCAGACAAGGGAAUUUUCAAAAGUGAGAAUAUGGCAUCUGUCGAGGGGAAGGACAGGCACGAGCAUGGCCUGGGUUAUCAGAACACUUUGAUGUAUGGUCGUUACACCAAGGACUUGGGUGAAUUCGCGAAGGAAGAGGCACGUAGAUUGAAAUCCAGUGAGAAAACCAGAAGAAAAUUGGACAAAGUCCGAGCAGAGGAGCUGAGGAAAUCCCGGAGGGGUCCAUUAUGUAGAAAAAUAGUAGCUCUCAUUGCUUUUGCAUGGAAACACACGGGAGCAAGACUAGGAGAGGAUUGGGUUUUUCUGGCGUUAUUGGGAGUCAUCAUGGCAUUCAUCAGUUAUGCCAUGGAUCGAGGAAUCUCACUUUGCAACAAUGCACGAAUUUGGUUGUACCAGGACCUGACCUCGCACCCAGCCCUGCAGUACCUGGCGUGGGUGUCCUUGCCAGUAUGCCUGAUCCUCUUCAGCGCAGGUUUCGUCCACAUCGUAGCCCCCCAGAGUAUCGGUUCAGGUAUUCCCGAGAUGAAGACAAUUCUCCGUGGUGUUGCCCUGAAAGAGUACCUGACCUUUCGCACUCUCGUCGCCAAAGUGAUAGGUCUGACAGCGACUCUGGGGUCAGGUCUACCCUUGGGAAAAGAGGGUCCGUUUGUCCACAUCGCCAGUAUCGUGGCAACACUCCUCUCAAAAUUAGUCACUUCCUUCCAGGGCAUCUACGAGAACGAAUCGAGAAACUGCGAGAUGCUUGCAGCAGCCUGUGCUGUUGGUGUUGCUUCUUGCUUUGGUGCACCCAUCGGUGGUGUUCUCUUCAGCAUUGAAGUAACAACUGUUUAUUUCGCUGUGAGAAAUUACUGGAGGGGUUUCUUCGCUGCUGUCUGCGGUGCAACGAUGUUUCGAUUGCUGGCCAUUUGGUUCCAGAGGGAGGAGACAAUCACUGCAAUGUUCGCUACCAAUUUUACGAUGGAUUUUCCCUUCGAUCCCCAGGAACUCUUCGUCUUUGCACUAAUCGGUGUGGCCAGUGGUCUAGGAGGUGCUUUCUACGUCUGGCUCCAUCGACAGUACGUCAUCUUCAUGAGAAAGAACAAGAGCAUGAAUUCAUUUCUCCAGAAGAACAGAUUUCUUUAUCCUGGUAUAGUCUCUCUACUGGUAUCAUCCGUAUCCUUUCCCAUGGGACUUGGACAGUUCAUGGCUGGUGAACUCAAUACUCAUUAUCAGGUUCAAGGACUCUUCACUAAUUUUACAUGGAGCAAACAGCAUCUCAAUGUCGAGGAGAUGAGCAUCGUCAGGCACUGGACAACACCCUAUUCCGAUGUUUUUUUGGGACUCUUUGGAUAUGUACUUUUCACUUUUGUGUUCUCGAUUAUCAGCUCGACGGUACCGGUGCCAUCGGGAAUUUUCAUUCCGGUUUUUAAGAUUGGAGCAGCUCUGGGGAGAAUCGUCGGCGAGGCCAUGGCACUCUGGUUCCCCAAUGGUGUCAGGUAUGGGGGACUUAACACACCCAUUACACCAGGUGGAUAUGCAACAGUGGGUGCAGCAGCCUUUUCCGGUGGUGUGACACACACGAUAUCCGUUAGUGUUAUAGUUUUCGAAAUGACUGGACAAAUAACUCAUAUCGUUCCGAUUAUGAUAGCUGUCCUGAUAAGCAAUGCAAUAGCAGCAUUACUACAGCCAAGUAUCUACGAUAGUAUUAUUCUCAUUAAAAAGCUGCCAUACCUUCCGGAUUUGCUGCCCUCAAGCUCUGGAAUGUACAAUAUUUACGUGGAGGACUUCAUGGUUCGUGAUGUCAAGUACAUCUGGCAUGGAAUAAGUUAUCAAACCCUGAAGGAAACUCUCAAAUCGAAUCGCAAAUUGCGGGGAUUCCCCUUAGUCGACAAUCCUGCAUCCAUGAUUCUUUUGGGAUCCAUUCAACGGCUCGAGUUGAUUAAAUUAAUUGAGAAACAGAUAGGACGAGAGCGAAGACUUCAAGUGGCGCAGAAGCUGCAAAAGGAAGCGGAAGAGCGUGCACGAGAGGAAUUGGAGCGUCAACUGCGAGAGCAAGAGAGGGCACGUCGUCCCUCUCGUUUCGAGGUGAUACCUGCCCCAGAUAUUCUGAAAAUGCAGCGUCAAAGUGUCAACGACCUGUCGACGAUCCCAGGGAAUCACCAGGAGCACCACACGUACCACACACCGAUGUUCGGUUGUCAGCCGAAGAAGUCCAUCCUGAAGAAGACCAAUUCGUUCACGUUGAAGGGUUUCAGUCCACUGGUCAGUCCAGCUGUGACACCUUACACGACAGUUACGGGGGCCGAGAGCAGGAUCAGACUGGCCUUCGAGGCGAUCUUCAGGAAAUCUGCUACUCUUCAGGAUGUAGAGCCAGACCCUGAGGUGGGACCCACCGAGGGUGGAACAGCUGAUGGUUCCACAGCUGGUGUCAAUCAGCCGAUGCUCCCCAGCCCUGCCACCUCCAAAAAGGUUCAACUCCCCAGGGAAAGGGUCAUCGACAUGUCUGCGGAGGACCAGAAGAUCUGGGAGGAAAGCGAAAUGGCCAGGGAAGUCGAUUUCUCCAGGUGUCAUAUCGAUCCAGCACCCUUUCAACUCGUUGAGCGGACAUCUCUCCUCAAGGUUCACAGUCUUUUCAGCAUGGUGGGUGUGAAUCACGCGUAUGUGACAGCUAUUGGACGACUGGUUGGUGUUGUGGCCCUUAAGGAACUCAGAAAAGCUAUUGAAGAUGCUAAUGCUGGGGUCUUGCCUGCGCACGAUAAUAUUCAUCCGGUUAUCUCGGUCACUAGUCUGGGGAAGCGCCAAGGACCAGAGGAUGUCAACGACGAGAGAAAUGGAGGGGAUCUCCCGAUAAUUAAUUCUGCCGAUGACGAGGGGGAGUUCCACGGGGAAAAGGACGAUGAUGAGGGCAGAAGGGAAAAAGAGGGCAGUGUGUGAAACGGCAGCAUCUCGACACAUCUCAAAAUUCAAUAGAAUUUUUUCAAAUCUGAAAAAAUUCUAUUCGAUUUUCAUUUUAUUUUUGAUUGGAAAAAGAGAUCUUUAUGUAUCAGAUUUUUAUAUUGAGAUUUUUUUUUAUUAAAAUUUAUUGACGGAUUUUUUGCAGUGCAAAAACCAAAGAAUUUAGAAAAUUCAGAGUCGAGAAUUUUAAUAUAAAAAAUUCAAAAGACUUUUCCCUAUCAGAGAAAAUUGAAUUGAGUUUUCUGUUUUAUUCGGAUACAAGAGUGAGAAUUCAUUCAAUUUUAGAAUUGAAUGACUUCGAAAUGACAAGAUGUUGAUUAUUCAGAAUGUUCGGGUUUAGUGUUGAUUGUUUACAUUCAGAUAUUGUGAUAGUCUCGUCGAUCGAUGAGGCCUGAUUAGUAAUCGUUAAUUACGAAGAAUCAUUAUUGGAAAAAAUUUUGCAGAACAACGGAUCAACAAUGAAACAAUCCGUUUGGAAUGAUUUGUAUAUAUUUCAUACACGAACUCAAAUAUCUCAUGGUGGAGAUUAUUUGUGGCGUGGAAACUGUUGUACCAACGGUUUUUUAUACCAUCACGUUAAACAAAUGGAUUAGAAAAUAGCGAACAAAUAAUUUAUGUAGAAGUAUAUAUCAUUUUUUAAAAAUGUUCAAGUACCUAUUUUUGUAAAACAAUUAAUUUCCCACUUUCCAGGUAAUUAUUCAUCCAUUUCAAUUCAAUUUAACUAGGAAUCGAUGAUCAAUAGUUUAAAUAAUUUUAAUCGUCGCUUUAUAAACCGUGAAUGUUGAAUGGAAAUAUUUAAAUAAUAGGGAAAUAAUAAAAAAACACGCGCUAAUAAUUUGAUUGUGCGAUUGAUUCGAUUGGAAAAAUCAGCAAUUGCAAAUCUCAGAUACAUGAAUAUUUUUAAUUAAUUGAAAACUUAUAAUCGAUGAAUUUUAUGGACAGAAUAGUCUCCUAGAAGACUGUUUCAACAUUCCAUCCAAUUGGAAGUUAAAAUAUUGAUAUGAAAGUGGUCGACUGAAAUAGUUUAUGCUGAAGACACUCAUCAAUCUGUUGAAUGAUGGCUCGUUUGUAGAAAUCGAUAUUUGUAAAUAUACAACGAUAAUUUAUUAUACAAA